GCCCAGUCCGCGGGCGGCGGGCGGCGGGACGCACGGGGCUGGGGUCUGGGGAGGGACCCGCUGGGCGCAAUGGAGUUGCUCUCGGCACUAAGCCUAGGCGAGCUUGCGCUCAGCUUCUCGCGGGUGCCACUCUUCCCGGUUUUCGACCUCAGCUACUUCAUUGUCUCCAUUCUCUACCUCAAGUAUGAGCCAGGAGCAGUUGAGCUGUCCCGGCGCCACCCCAUGGCGUCCUGGCUGUGUGCCAUGCUGCACUGCUUUGGGAGUUACAUCCUGGCUGACUUACUCCUGGGAGAGCCCCUGAUUGACUACUUCAGCAACAACUCCAGUGUCCUGCUGGCCUCAGCUGUCUGGUACUUGAUUUUCUUCUGCCCCCUGGACCUCUUUUACAAGUGUGUCUGCUUUCUGCCUGUGAAACUCAUCUUUGUGGCCAUGAAGGAGGUGGUGAGAGUCCGCAAGAUUGCGGUGGGCAUCCAUCAUGCACAUCACCAUUAUCACCACGGGUGGUUUGUCAUGAUUGCCACUGGAUGGGUCAAAGGCUCUGGUGUUGCCCUCAUGUCCAACUUUGAGCAGCUGCUCCGAGGGGUGUGGAAGCCAGAGGUCAAUGAGAUCCUGCACAUGUCCUUCCCCACCAAGGCUAGCUUGUAUGGCGCCAUACUCUUCACUCUCCAGCAGACCCGCUGGCUGCCAGUGUCCAAGGCCACCCUCAUCUUCAUUUUCACCAUGUUCAUGGUGUCCUGCAAGGUGUUCCUGACAGCCACUCACUCUCACAGCUCCCCUUUUGAUGUUCUGGAGGGCUACAUCUGCCCUGUGCUGUUUGGGUCAGCCUGGGGGGCUGACCAUCAUCAUGACAAUCAUGGAAUAUCCCAUGGCAGCUUCCAUGGUGGCAGCGGGCCUGGCUCCCAGCACUCGGCCCUACCCGCCAAGUCCAAGGAGGAGCUGAGCGAGGGCUCCAGGAAGAAGAAGACCAAGAAGGCCGAUUAGAGUGUGGCCCCAGGGGGCCCUUGGAGUACCUGGAGAGGACCUGGACCUAUGAACCUCAGAGCCAGGAUGCAGGGAGGCAUCCUGGGCUCAGCUCUCCCCUCUCUAGACCUCAAAUUCCCCAUCUGCAAACUGGGGCCACCAUAUACCAAGGGCUGAUAUGGGGGGGAUAUCAGUGAGAUAUGGGUGGGUGUAAGGACAGUUAGGAAUGGGGAGUCCCUUCCCUCCACCUGCCCCCCAUUAGACCCAGCUUUUUUGUUUUGAGGGGAGGGCCAGAGAAUCACCUCUGCCCAACCAACAUCUCUGGCAGUUAUGCUCUUGGUUAUUUCCUCUUUAAAAUUACGUCUUGAUCCCAAAAGAAUUUCAAGCCAUGUUGAGACUCCUUCAUUUGAUGGACAUUUUCCUAAGUAUCUGCUCUGAUGCAGCUGCUGGAAUUUCUUUUUUUGUCCAUGUUCCUCGGGGAUUAGACCUUCUUCCCAGGCCCAGAAAGUUCCCACUCCUGGGUGUACUGGGCAAGUUGCCUCUUCCCAGCCUCAUGUUUCCCAUCUGUACAGUGGAGACCUCCCUCCUGGCCUCCCCUGCAUGGAAGCGCCCAUAUGAGGCUGGACAUAAACAAGGCUUACACACUCAUAAGCACUGCGCCUUCGGAAGAGGAGCCCUUUAGGAUGUUCCUUGUGCUUGAGAAUGGCUUUGCCCUUAGAUCCCUUGUGUUUGUGGAUCAGAGAACCUUGCAAAGGCUUUUAAUAAAUAUGUCUAGGCCACUCUUGAGAGCUUGGAUGUUGGGGAAGGUUUGUUCUAAUCCUUGACUUCAUUCAGGCUGCCCAGAAAGCAAAGAAAUGCCACCACCCAGGCAGGGGUUCCAAGAUCCAUCGGUGCAGAAGCUCUGAGUGCUCCCUAAUGGGCCCUAGAAGCAUCCCUUGAGCUGAUGUCCUUCAUCACUAAUCAUUCAUCAACAAACAUUGAAGCCUCCCUCUGUGCCAAGCCUUGUGCUGCUGCUGGGUGGGCUAGGAGCUUGUUUCAGGGUGAGUGAAGGGGAUAGUAGCUGAGGACCCCUCCCAGCCGCCUUCCUUGAAGCCUAGACCACCAGGAUGACCAGCAUCACUGGGUGCUGGGGGAGGGGUGGGUGUGUAGGCAUGGCCUGUCUCAGGUGGGGUUUGGGCCCCUGCUGGGUGGCCUGGGGGCUGCCCUCUGCACACAGGUACUUGGGAUAUCAGUCUACAGUUGAGUCCAGAUCGGCACAGGUUUGGUGAGACCCCAGGUGCUGCCCAGCUUUUUGAAAGUGCCUUGAUGGGGAGCUGGGUGGGUCCUGAGGCUACAAGGCCUCUGGAUUUCUCCUUUGCAUGUCCAGCAAGACUCAGUGUUAAGAAUCAACAAAUAAAUGUUGUGAAA
Molecule: messenger RNA, 2367 nt
Organism: Talpa occidentalis (Iberian mole)
Lineage: Eukaryota; Metazoa; Chordata; Mammalia; Eulipotyphla; Talpidae
Gene: TMEM38A
Product: transmembrane protein 38A
Exons: 6
Coding region: 70-981 (303 amino acids)
Biological process (GO): potassium ion transmembrane transport
Cellular component (GO): membrane
Molecular function (GO): identical protein binding; potassium channel activity
Source: RefSeq, a predicted model, not a curated record